UGCAGUAUGUUUUGAUUUUUGAGAUUUUACAAAUGUUUCGUGUAUAAAAUACGUCUGGUAUAAUUAAGCCGUAACGUGGAAUCGUUAAACUAAUAACAAUGGAACAAGAAAAUCGUGUUGUUGUGUUAAUUGAUAUGGACUGUUUUUAUUGCCAAGUUGAGGAGAAAUUGAACCCUGAACUAAAGGGACAACCUAUUGCCGUGGUACAAUACAACCCUUGGAAGGGUGGCGGCAUAAUUGCAGUGAACUAUGUGGCCAGGGCUCGCGGAGUCACUCGCCAUAUGCGCGGUCAAGAAGCGAAAGAAAAGUGUCCAGAAAUACAGCUACCUUCAGUACCAUGCAACAGAGGGAAGGCUAAUAUCUCCAAGUACAGAGAUGCAGGUAUAGAGGUGGCGAAAGUGCUGCAAACCUUCACUCCUCUCCUGGAGCGGGCCUCCAUUGAUGAAGCCUAUUUAGAUAUUACUGCACCUGUUAAAGAAAGGCUAAAAACUUUAAACAUAAGUACGAUCAACAGUGACAUGAUGCCAAACACGUUUGCCCUCGGCUACGACAGCAUUGAGCAGUUCAUAAGUGAUGUGCACAACUACGGCUGCGACUCUAUUGACUUUGACCAUGACCACGCCAAGAUGUUGCUCGUUGGAGCUGCGGUCGUUAGCGAAAUCAGGGCUGCUGUGUUCAGGGAAACAGGAUACACAUGUUCAGCUGGCAUUGCCCACAAUAAGAUUUUGGCCAAGCUGGUCUGCGGCAUGAACAAGCCCAAUAAACAGUCUGUGUUGCCCAAACACACCGUCAACAUUCUUUACAAAACUUUGCCAGUGAAAAAGGUGAAACAUUUGGGAGGAAAAUUUGGGCUCUCAGUCUGCAGUGCGCUGAAAAUCAACAAUAUGUAUGAGCUGCAAAAAUUCUCCGAAAAGGAACUGCAGGCAAAAUUCGACGAAAAAAAUGGGACAUGGCUUUACAAUAUAGCGCGCGGGAUCGACUUAGAGCCAGUGCAAGCAAAAUUCAACCCAAAGAGCAUAGGAUGCUGCAAAAACUUCAAAGGCAAAUCUGCUAUACUUGACUUGGAGAAUCUAACAAAAUGGCUAAAGGACUUAGGAGAUGAGAUAGAAGAUAGAUUAGAAAAGGACGCAGUGGACAACAACCGGGCGCCGAGGCAGAUGGUUGCCAGCUUUUCGACAUUGUUGCCGGAUGGGAGAGGCACUAGUAGUUCAAGGUCAUACAAUUUUGUGAACGAGGAAGAGUUGUGUGCUGAAUUCUUUUCGAAUAAAGCCUUGGAAUUAGUCAUGGAGAGUGUUGAGGGUGUGAAAGUUAAAGAAGAAGAACCAAAUAGAAAACUCAAAGCGGCGAUAACGUUUUUAGGCAUCAGUGUCGGUAAGUUUGAAGACCAUUCAGAGAAGAAAACCAAGAACAUAAUGGAUUUCUUCACGGCCGGCUCCUCUAAAGAUGCUACUACUACCAACAAACCCAGAGAAACGAGACCUGAUGAAUCAAAAGCUAAUGGUAAACGAAAGAAUGAUAAAGAGAAUAUGAUGCGUAGAUUCUUCAAGAUAAAUGAAAAUGAAGAGAAGUCCGUAAAGAAACUUGAAGAAACAAAUAUUGUACCAAAGGAAAGUGAUGAAUCCAGACCUGAAUCACCGAAAGAUAGAAGUACUGUUGCGACCAAAGCUGAUGAUACACAACGAAUACCUAAAAAUGAACGAAAAACUGACAGAGAUUACAUCAUGCAAAGAUUUUUGAAUGAUAAUGCUAAAUCCGAUUCUAAAUCAAACGAACCAAUCAUACAUAAAGCAGAAGAUAUAUUUAAGAAACAUGUAGAUAUUCAUGAAAUAAAACCACCAGAGACAAGUAGCUCCGGACUGGAAUCAACUUCAGAUAAACAAGAAUCGUUCUUUGCAAAGUUCUUGCUAAAGUCAGAUCCUGUUCGGCCUGCAACUCCUGUAUGCAACGUUAUCCCUUGCGGCGAAGACAGCAACGAUACACAUUGCUCCGGCUCAACUAUUGAAUUAGAAAUCAAUAGGAGCAUUGCAUUAUUUGACGACGACCCUGAGAAAACUAACCGCGUCAGCAGUAUGCGCGAACUGCUCAAUACUACUUCAAUAGCUGCUGCUGAAUUAGAAGAACCGGGUUCUGACAUAGAAUUAGAAGGUUCUCCUAACUUGAUACAUCCAGAACCAAUCCCUUCAACAGCUACCAACCACAGUAAUUCUCCGAAUGAAUUAGAGACGUUCCAAUGCUCAGAGUGCAUGAAACAGGUGCCUGUAAAUAUGUUUGAUACACACGCAGAUUAUCAUCUAGCUUUAAAGCUACGCGAUGAAGAGAGACAGCAAGUGCGAAAUGAGAGACUAAAGCCAAUUCCGAAAACUGUUGUAAAUAGUGAAGGUUCUACCAAAAAGAAACAAGUCGAAGUGAAGAACGAAUCUGUGUGUUCAAUAGCAAGUUUUCUGGUUAAAGUAGAUAAUAACGUACCUACAGAAAAAUGUGGAGAGUGUGGAAAGAGGGUACCGGUGGAAAAGUUGGCAGAACAUUUGGAUUUCCACGAGGCCCGGAAACUGAGUAGACAGUUGAACGCGAAACCUAGUCCCGUGGUACCGACCAGCAUUAAGCGUAAAAGGAGUUCUGGAUCACCGGUGAAGAAGCCGAAAAUGCCUUGCAAAUCUAUACAGUCUUUCUUUGGCUCGAAUAGGUGACACGUAUACUUACGUUAAGAGCUCACUUGUUA
Molecule: messenger RNA, 2719 nt
Organism: Cydia amplana
Lineage: Eukaryota; Metazoa; Arthropoda; Insecta; Lepidoptera; Tortricidae
Gene: DNApol-eta
Product: DNA polymerase eta
Exons: 8
Coding region: 99-2687 (862 amino acids)
Biological process (GO): error-prone translesion synthesis; response to radiation
Cellular component (GO): site of double-strand break; nucleus; replication fork
Molecular function (GO): DNA-directed DNA polymerase activity; damaged DNA binding
Source: RefSeq, a predicted model, not a curated record